Mugil cephalus (flathead mullet) is the source of this 1049-nucleotide messenger RNA. Its product is annotated as MICOS complex subunit MIC26-like. Gene Ontology annotation, cellular component: MICOS complex. The coding region runs from base 56 to 673 and encodes 205 amino acids. The record is from RefSeq and is a predicted model, not a curated record. The transcript has a single exon. NCBI's taxonomy places the organism in Eukaryota, Metazoa, Chordata, Actinopteri, Mugiliformes, Mugilidae. Gene Ontology annotation, biological process: cristae formation.
CCCUCGGCGGACUCCGUACUAAGUCCGUAGUGAGUGCGCAUGGCCGAGAGGGAUCAUGUUGAAGGUGAGGGGAAGCGGUGCCAUGCCGGGAGCGCUCACUUUACUGCCUGUUACCGUCUCUGCCGCCACUGGUGACGGGGAAAAAGAGGCCACGGCCCCGUUAAACCUGGACGACCUGUCCCUGUACACCGCUCCUCCUCCUCUGCACAACGCGUCCCGGCGCGUGGAGCCUGAAGCGGGUCAGCUGGAGGACAGUGUCGCCACCCUCCGGAAGUCGGUGGAGCCGUACGCCGCUUGGUGUCAGGACACAUACGACAAAAUUAAACCCAAAGUUCAAAGUGUCGUCCAGUUUGGGAACGACGCGUACGCCUACUUGAAGAGUCCCCCGAAGGACUUCUACCCCCGGGCGGGAGUCAUCGGCUUCACCGGAGUAGUGGGACUAUUUCUGGCUAGAGGCUCCAGGUUUAAGAAGCUCGUCUACCCGGCGGGCCUGAUGACCCUCAGCACCUCCAUGUACUACCCGGAGAAGGCUGCGGACAUCGCGAAGUCAACCGGAGACUCCGUGUACGACACCGCCGUGCAGAGCUACGCGGCCCUGGAGAAGAUGCUGAACCCGGGGAGCAAAGCUGAGAAGGGACCCGGCUCGGAAACUAAACCGGAAACUAAACCGUGACGACCUCAGUGUCACCCUGCAACAACUUGAGCAAUAAUAACAAAGUAUUCAUCAGCUUUCACCUGGGUACUGUAGAUUGAUAAUUUAACUUAACAGCCUCUCCGUGAUCUGUGUGACUUUUCCAUGCCCACUCUUUGCACUAUGCUUCACACGUAACUCAGGCCGGGCAUGGGGGGAGGGGGUGGGAGCGGGUUUGCAUCGUCAGUGAUUCACUUCUGCUUUCGAUUUGAAUGUAUAUUAAUGUAGUCUUGCAAUAAAAUCAAGUUUUACUGCUUAAUUCUGUGUCUUGAGUCACAUGUAAAUUAAGUUUAGUGCACAUCAGCCGGAUGGAAACGUGCUCAAAAUAAAAAUUAAUUCAUGAGAACUUAGUCACAAC